This is a messenger RNA of Perognathus longimembris pacificus (Pacific pocket mouse), 575 nucleotides long. RefSeq names its product rho-related BTB domain-containing protein 3-like. The record is from RefSeq and is a predicted model, not a curated record. Gene Ontology annotation, biological process: proteasome-mediated ubiquitin-dependent protein catabolic process; regulation of proteolysis. The transcript has 3 exons. NCBI's taxonomy places the organism in Eukaryota, Metazoa, Chordata, Mammalia, Rodentia, Heteromyidae. The annotation marks the transcript as partial. Gene Ontology annotation, molecular function: ubiquitin protein ligase binding. Gene Ontology annotation, cellular component: cytoplasm.
CUGGUGAAUUGAAAGAAAAAAGAAGACUUCCUUCCAAGCUGGAAGCUUCCUAGAUUCUUGUACAGUGGAGUCAUAGUUUGGAGUGGGGACUGCCUCGAGGCCUUUCCUGGGAACUGUAGUCUACACUGGCUAACACCUUUCUUGUUGGGGAUGUGCUUUCUGUGGUCAUCAGAGCAGUCGUUCAUCACGUUUGUGUCUCUUAUUUCCCUUCUCGCAUCAGCUGGCAUCUUCCAGGCCAUGUGUCUCCUGAUCUGUGCUGAGAUGUACCAAGUGUCCAGGCUGCAGCACAUCUGUGAGCUGUUCAUCAUCACGCAGCUGCAGAGUACGCCCAGCCGGGAGCUCGCCUCCAUGAGCCUCGACAUCGUCGACCUACUCAAGAAAGCCAAGUUUCACCACUCUGAUUGCCUCUCCACCUGGCUACUUCAUUUCAUUGCCACUAACUACCUCAUCUUCAGUCAAAAGCCUGCAUUUCAGGACCUUUCAGUGGAAGAACACAGUUUUGUUGAAAAGCACAGAUGGCCAUCAAAUAUGUACUUGAAGCAGCUUGCAGAAUACAGGAAGUAUAUUCACUCCCG